UGCUGUGAUCAGGACAUUUUCUCCCGAACCGAGGCGGUCGAGAUGCCUUCCCAUAUGGUUAACAGUAUGUUGUGGUCUCGUCAUUUUCGUGAGGAAUGGGCUCGGAUAGUCCGCACAUCCUCCUCAAAAUCGUUCCAGUAGUGUUUCUGUUUGGCCGCAUAACCAAUCCUUUGCUUCUCCCUUCCGAGCAAGAGUCACUACCAACCCGUCACUCCUGGAGCGCCAGGACUUCGAAAUGGGGAGCGCUCAGCAAGAUGUCGAACUGGAGAGGUUCGAUAGCAUCUUUAGUCUUGAGGGCAAGGUGGCGGUAGUAAGUGGUGGGAGCAGGGGGUUGGGCCUCAAUGCGGCAUCCGGUCUUCUCCAGGCUGGCUGCUCCAAGGUCUAUAUCACCUCACGCAAAGCUCAGGCCUGUGCAGAUGCAGUAGCAGCCCUAAAUGCGCUGCCCAACAAACGUCCCGGUGCGGUCGCCGUUUCGGUGCCUGCGGAUUCAUCCAAGAUCGCCGAUAUCGAACGGCUGGCAGCCGACGUGGCGAGAAGCACUGAUCACGUCGAUAUCCUCUUCGCUAAUGCUGGAACGUCGUGGGGAGCUCCGUUCGAGACAUACCCCGAAGAAGCAUUCUCGAAGGUGAUGGACCUAAAUGUUAGGAGUGUCUUUUAUACUGUCCAGAAAUUCGCUCCUCUAUUGAAGGCAAGGGCUACAACGACCAAUCCAAGUCGUGUUAUUGUGACGGCGAGCAUUGCCGGUCUGGGUGUCGGGACGGUAGGGGAGAAUGCAACGUAUGCAUACUCGGCCUCCAAAGCGGCUGUAAUCCAUCUCGCCAAAAAUCUUGCUGUCGGUUUAGGUCCUAACGGAGUUAUUACCAAUGCGAUUGCACCAGGCUUCUAUCCUACGACAAUGGCCAAGGGCUUGAUGGAAUUGGAAGGCGGUCAGGCUACAAUGGCACACGAAUCUCCAAACAAGAGACUUGGCCUUGCGGAAGACGUGGCUGGGUUGGUGGUGUUCCUGUCAUCUCGAGCCUCGGCGCAUAUCAAUGGCGCCGUAAUAACAACUGAUGGAGGCUACGUUCUGGCAAAGGGCAGGCUAUGAGUUGGCAGGCAGUUACUAGAUGCAAUGCCCCGGGAGAAGCCUUUACGAGAAACAGAAGCAGAGUAAUGCAUUUCUUAGAUGCCGACUGCGCCAUACAAGAAUUACAACACUGCCAUAUCAAGUUUGCCCGGCGUCAAGUGUACGCAAAUAGAGAGUUGAGUAUCAUAGAAGACCUGGCGAUACCAGUUGCAAUCUUGGGGUAAGCACGAUGCUUAAAGCAUUCGAAUGUAGGUAGUUUUCAUGCAAACAGGAGCCGGACGAGGAUAUGGUUCAGCAAUGCCACCUAAGGCUUCCUGGUUGCUCAUCGCGCGCUCACUACUAGUAUGAUAUACAAUUCCUUCCCG
Molecule: messenger RNA, 1431 nt
Organism: Exophiala dermatitidis NIH/UT8656
Lineage: Eukaryota; Fungi; Ascomycota; Eurotiomycetes; Chaetothyriales; Herpotrichiellaceae
Product: gluconate 5-dehydrogenase
Exons: 2
Coding region: 236-1087 (283 amino acids)
Molecular function (GO): oxidoreductase activity
Source: RefSeq, a predicted model, not a curated record